AUGGGGCCUGCUGAGGAGCUGGUCCGGAUCGCCAAGAAAUUGGAUAAGAUGGUGGCCAGGAAGAGCACGGAAGGGGCACUGGACCUGCUCAAGUCCCUCACUGGCUACACCAUGACCAUCCAGCUGCUCCAGACCACGCGCAUCGGGGUGGCUGUCAACUCAGUGCGGAAACACUGCUCGGACGAGGAGGUGGUGGCCUCGGCCAAAAUCCUCAUCAAGAACUGGAAGCGGCUGCUGUCCUCCACCGCCCCCAAGAAGGAGAAGGACACGGAGGGGGAGAAGGAGAAGAAGGAGAAGAAGGAGAAGGGGCUGGAUCUUCCCAGCUGCCCCAACGAAGGGGCAAAGCCCCCCAAAAGCCCGGCUGAGAAGCACAAGGAGAAGCACAAGGAGAGAGGGUCCAGCGACAGCCGGAGCCCCACUGCAUCCUCAAAGAAAUCACCUCCAGAUGGCAAGAAAGAGAGGAGGGACUCUGCUGACUCCAGAUCCUCCACCGCCUCCUCCUCUUCCUCCCCGCAGAAGAGAGUGUCAGGAGAGAGGUGA
This is a messenger RNA of Mesitornis unicolor (brown roatelo), 540 nucleotides long. Its product is annotated as transcription elongation factor A protein 3-like. The transcript has 6 exons. The record is from RefSeq and is a predicted model, not a curated record. NCBI's taxonomy places the organism in Eukaryota, Metazoa, Chordata, Aves, Mesitornithiformes, Mesitornithidae. Bases 1 to 540 code for a protein of 179 amino acids. Gene Ontology annotation, cellular component: nucleus.